Molecule: messenger RNA, 5066 nt
Organism: Gadus macrocephalus (Pacific cod)
Lineage: Eukaryota; Metazoa; Chordata; Actinopteri; Gadiformes; Gadidae
Product: B-cell receptor CD22-like
Exons: 17
Coding region: 423-4136 (1237 amino acids)
Source: RefSeq, a predicted model, not a curated record
CCUGCCUACCUGCGUAUGUGUGAGUAAGGAGCAGAAGGACCCAAGAAUAAUAACAAUAUUAUAAAAAAGCAGAAGUUCAAACAAGAAACAACUUUGUACCGUUCAUUGUGGUCUAAAAAGGUGAUUCUUUGAUACGCCCAGUCGUUACCAGGCUUCUUUUGCUUCUUCUGUGAAUCAUGGUGUGAAGAGGAAGGAAGUCUUUCAAUGCUGUUUGGUGUCUAUUCAGCUAACUGCAUGAACUGGAACCACAGACUAGAAGUCAGACCAGCUUCCUUCUCUACACUAACUUGUAUUGCUAUGGUUAAUGAAUCUUAUUCAUAGAGUUUUGCUUGUAUGUCGUUUUUAAUUGUUUAUUUGUUUUUUUAUUCAGGUGUGUUUAAAUAUCUCCCAGAACAACAUAGUGAGAGAGGAGAGGAAUCACUAUGAAUAGAUCAGCAGCAAGAGGAUUUCUAGCUUUCCUUCUAUCAGUACCAGUGCUUCAGGGUAAUGGUGACUGGAGAGUUACUUACUCAUCUAGUAAUGUCUGUGCUUUAAGAGGAGCAACGGUUGCCAUCAGCUGCACUUAUGAAUUCCCUGACAACGUACAGUACCACCCUAACACAGUCAGAACACUGUGGUUUACUAAAGGAGACACGUAUCAGCCAGUUGAUCUGGAACACGAUACAGACUAUAGAGUUCAUGUUGAAUCCAGCUGUGGAGAGGUCAGAUGUACCAGGUCCAGAUGUCAUGGAACAUGUACCCUGAGAAUCAGAGACCUGAGACAGAGUGACUCUGCUGUCUACAAGUUUAGCUUCACAACAAACCAACCAGGAGGGGAAUAUACUGGUGACCCUGGAGUGACGUUAUCUGUAACAGACCUUCAGGUGAAGGUGUCCUUUCCUGACCCUACCAAUCCUACCGGGGCAGAGCUGAAGUGUCACAGUAUGUGUGGUCUAGCUGGUGACCCUCCCUAUAUCUGGUUCAGGAAUGGACUGAAUGUAAGACAGGGAGUGAAGUACAGGACCUACAUUCAGUCUGGAGACAGCUUCUCAUGUGCUGUUGAAGGAUAUGAACAUCAACACUCUCCUUUAGUGUACGCUCCAAAGACCCCCUCGGUGACCGUGAGUCCCUCUGGUGAAAUAAAGGAGGGCAGUUCAGUGACUCUGAGCUGCAGCAGUGAUGCCAACCCAGCAGCUACCUACACCUGGUUCAAGGUUAAUACAGAUCGUUCCUCCAGAAAGAUGGACAAGGGACCACAGCUCGUCUUUAGCUACAUUGUGUCUUCAGACUCUGGACAGUAUCGCUGUGAGGCUCAGAAUACGAUAGGGAAAAGAUAUGUCUACAACUCUAUUGAUGUUAAAUAUGGGCCUAAACGCACAUCUGUGUAUUCAAGUCCCUCUGGUGAAAUAGAGGAGGGCAGUUCAGUGACUCUGAGCUGCAGCAGUGAUGCCAACCCAGCAGCUGAGUACACCUGGUUCAAGAACAACCAACCUCUGCUCUGGGGACCAAGUCAACCUCAUACCCUCCCCUCAGUCCGCCCUGAAGACAGAGGAACGUACCGCUGUCACGCAGAGAACAAAUAUGGACAACUGAGCUCUAACUCGAUAUUCAUGGAUGUCCAGUACGCUCCAAUGACCCCCUCAGUGACCGUGAGUCCCUCUGGUGAAAUAAAGGAGGGCAGUUCAGUGACUCUGAGCUGCAGCAGUGAUGCCAACCCAGGAGCUACCUACACCUGGUUCAAGGUUAUUAGAGGUCGUUCUCCCAGAAAGAUGAACCAGGGACCACAGCUCGUCUUUAGCUACAUCAUGUCUUCAGACUCUGGACGGUAUCGCUGUGAGGCUCAGAAUACGAUAGGGAAAAGAUAUGUUGACAACACUAUUGAUGUUAAAUAUGCUCCAAAGACCCCCUCAGUGACCGUGAGUCCCUCUGGUGAAGUAGAGGAGGGCAGUUCAGUGACUCUGAGCUGCAGCAGUGAUGCCAACCCAGCAGCUACCUACACCUGGUUCAGGGUUAAUAGAGGUCAUUCCUCCAGAAAGAAGAACCAGGGACCACAGCUCGUCUUUAGCUACAUGGUGUCUUCAGACUCUGGACAGUAUCGCUGUGAAGCUACGAAUAAGUGGGGGAAAGAAUCAGUCACCUACUCUAUUAAUGUCAAUUAUGGGCCUAAACACACAUCUGUGUAUUCAAGUCCCUCUGGUGAAAUAAAGCAGGGCAGUUCAGUGACUCUGAGCUGCAGCAGUGAUGCCAAACCAGUACCUGAGUACACCUGGUUUAAGGACAACCAACCUCUGCUCUGGGGACCAAGUCAACGUCAUACCUUCCCCUCAGUCCGCCCUGAAGACAGAGGAACGUACCGCUGUCACGCAAAGAACCAAUAUGGACAACUGAGCUCUAACUCGAUAAUCAUGGAUGUCCAGUAUGCUCCAAAGACCCCCUCAGUGACCGUGAGUCCCUCUGGUGAAAUAGAGGAGGGCAGUUCAGUGACUCUGAGCUGCAGCAGUGAUGCUAACCCAGGAGCUACCUACACCUGGUUCAGCAAUACUAGAGCUUAUCCCUCCAGAGAGAUGAAGGAGGGACAACAGCUCGUCUUUAGACCCAUCCUGUCUUCACAAUCUGGACAGUAUCGCUGUGAAGCUACGAAUAAGCGGGGGAUGAAAUCUUUCACCUACUCUAUUAAUGUCAAUUAUGGGCCUAAACGCACAUCUGUGUAUUCAAGUCCCUCUGGUGAAAUAAAGGAGGGCAGUUCAGUGACUCUGAGCUGCAGCAGUGAUGCCAACCCAGCAGCUGUGUACACCUGGUUCAAGAACAACCAACCUCUGCUCUGGGAACCAAGUCAACCUCAUACCUUCCCCUCAGUCCGCCCUGAAGACAGAGGAACGUACCUCUGUCACGCAGAGAACAAAUAUGGACAUCUGAGCUCUAACUCGACAUUCUUAAAUGUUACAUAUGCUCCAAAGACCCCCUCAGUGACCGUGAGUCCCUCUGGUGAAAUAGAGGAGGGCAGUUCAGUGUCUCUGAGCUGCAGCAGUGAUGCCAACCCAGCAGCUAACUACACCUGGUUCAGGGUUAAUAGAGAUGGUUCCUCCAGGUACAUGAACCAGGGACAACAGCUCAUCUUUAAACUGAUCCUAUCUUCAGACUCUGGACAAUUUCGCUGUGACACUCAGAAUAAACUAGGGGAAAGAUCGUUCUCUAUCUCUAUUAACGUAAAAUAUGGUCCUAAACACAUAUCUGUGUUAUCAAGUCCCUCUGGUGGAAUAAAGGAGGGCAGUUCAGUGACUCUGAACUGCAGCAGUGAUGCCAACCCAGCAGCUGAGUACACCUGGUUCAAGAACAACCAACCUCUGCACUGGGGACUAAGUCAACCUCAUACCUUCCCCUCAGUCCGCCCUGAAGACAGAGGAACGUACCGCUGUCAAGCAGAGAACAAAUAUGGACAACUGAGCUCGAACUUGCUAUUCAUGGAUGUCCAGUACGCUCCAAAGACCCCCUUGGUGACCGUGAGUCCCUCUGGUGAAAUAGAGGAGGGCAGUUCAGUGACUCUGAGCUGCAGCAGUGAUGCCAACCCAGCAGCUGAGUACACCUGGUUUAAGGAACAUGAAGACUCAGUGAGAGAAUCAGGACAGAACCACACCAUCACUAAAAUCACAUCUGAGCAUGGAGGAAACUAUUACUGCCAAGCCCAUAAUGCAAUCGGACUUCAUAAUGCUACCUUUUUGUUAAUCCAAGUGAUAUCAUCAUCAUCAUCACAUCCAGCAAUGGUAGCUGUAACAACCAUUGCUGUCCUACUGGCCACCAUACUCCUCCUUGUCUUCCUCUGGAUGAGAAGAAAGAGGUCCUCCAGUAAAGCAUGUGGACAGGGAGGAAGGCCAGAUACCGUGGAGGAGCUACUUCCUGUUCCUGUGUAUGACAACGUCUCAGCUCUGACCAAUCGCUCAGACACUGCAGCACAGAGAGAACCAAUAGAAGAGCUGGAUGACCAUCACUAUGCCAGCAUCGACACCUCUGUGUCCGAGGAGCAGGAAGUGCCUGGCUCCGGUGGCCAAUCAGUCAAGACUGCUGUCUUUUACUCUCUGGUCAACAUUCAAAGGGUCAACGCUGUCCCUGGAGAAAGUGACCCGGCAGAAACCCCAGAGUUCUACAGCACCAUCAAAUAAUACCUCAGAUAUUGAACCAGUUGUUGCAGCAAUAUUUAAAUAGUGGAACUAGGUAGAGAGUCUAGUUUAACGGCACAAUACGCUCGCUGCAUCCUAUGGCGCUUAAUUACCUGGACGGAAUACUUGCCACCACUGCUCAUAAAUGAUCUGAUUGAUUGGACUUAUUUGACUUGAUUGUGUAUGUUCCACCAACCCAGUCGCCAAAAGCAUACGUUGACCGUGUACGUCUUCGUGAACACUGGAUUACGUCGCAUUUCAAAGUAAAAUGGCGUGUUAUACCUACAGUAUCCGCUCUUGGCGCUGUGGAGGCGCCUGAAGAAAGCACAACCAACAAGGACAUUUCCUGGUUAUAAAAUGCAUCAAUUCCAAAAUUAUAAUUAUUUGGAGACUUCCCAUCGCUGUUAGUACGGUGAAGGUGACGGUGAUGCAGGGUUGCAAGCUUCACGGUUUUCUCGCUAAAUUGGGCUGUUUUGAAAACAGAGUCACGGGUGUAAACCUCAAAGACACGGUUUUCUUUGGUACUUUCAAAUCCCACCACAGAAACAGUUGGGGUGUAUUAUGUAUUCUAUAAUCUUUAUGAAAACUCAGUCAGAACUAUUAAACACCAGAGGAUGGGCGGGGUGGGGCAGUGGACACACACACACACAAACACAAUGCAUUUCGCUGCUACAACAACAAAAAAAUAGAAAUAUUAUUACUUUCAAAACAUUGGCCAAAAUGAAACAUCUUUUAAUUUGGGCUGCUUCUAGGACAUUUUGGGUGGAUUUUGAACAGUAUGUGGGCAGGACGUUGUUUGCAGGACCUGGCAACCCUGCGCUGUUGUCCGAGGUGCUGAAAUUAUCCUGAACAGAUCUGGAUCCAUGGCCAAAAAGACUUAUAUUAUAGAUUAAACUUAACUUUUCAAUAAAUACUAUGGCAGAAUAAAGACUA